Messenger RNA from Prunus avium (sweet cherry), 612 nucleotides. NCBI's taxonomy places the organism in Eukaryota, Viridiplantae, Streptophyta, Magnoliopsida, Rosales, Rosaceae. The record is from RefSeq and is a predicted model, not a curated record.
AUUACCCUUUUUAGCAUUAAAUUAGUUUUGGAUCUCGUUUAGAAUCUAUAGAAUGCAGAGAACAUUAAAAUUAAACAAAACCACUCUCUGAGGUCUGAAGCCUCAAGCCCCUCUCCUCCUUCAAACCCACAUCUCUCCUCUGUUCUCUCCCUUCUUCCCUCUCUCUGCCUUCAACGUAAACCAAACAGUCUCAGAGCCAUGGACCAACACAAGACUGACGACAAUCUCCGUUACGUCGGUGGCCUCACACGUGUUCUCGUCGUUGAUGCCUCCAUUUCUUUUGCAAAGCUAAUGGUUAAGCUCGCUGAGUUCUGUGGGUACUCUGUAGAUUUGAGGUGUCAAUUGCCGGAUGAAGGUGUUCAGAACGCCGAUGCUGAUGGUGAUUGCAAGAAGAAAGAAGAUGAAGACGAUUUCUCUUUCGCAUGCUCCAACCCCGACGGAUCGCCGAUUUCCACCGACAAUAUAUUCCAAAAUGGCCAGAUCCGUCUUGUGUUCUCGAUUUUCAACCCGGAUAUCUUGUUUGCAGAUGCGACGACGAUUUUUCCAGAGCCAGAGGGGUUGCUGCUUCCUCUUCCUCUCUGCGGCCGCCAUUGAAGAAGCUCAUCAGUGACG